CUGAAAGGAGCCACUCUCGUCGAAAAAUACUUUGGUAGAACCAGUAGUAUAGGAAGCGACAAGAUCGAUAGCAACAGCGCGUUCUGGAUCUACUCCAUCACGAAGACGGUCACAGCAAUUGCAGUACUGCAAUGCGUUGAGCGCGGUCAAGUCCAGUUGGAUGAUCCCGUGUAUGACAUCCUUCCUGAACUGAAACAGUUCGGAGUGCUGGGCUACGACCAGCAGGGCCAAAUCAGCCUUACUCCUCACAAGGAAAGAAUCACUCUGCGGCAUUUGCUUUCCCACACCAGUGGCGUCGGUGUCGAUGUCUUCGAUCCGCGCCUUCAAGCGUGGCGAAUGUCCCGCGACGAACACCCGCAAGCCUUUUCAGGGGACUCUAAGAAGGCCUACACCAUCCCGUUGUUGUUCGAGCCGGGCCAGGGAUGGGCUUAUGGUGGCGGCGUCGAGUGGGCUGGCAUCCUCGUCGAGAGGUUGAACAAGAUGAAGCUCGGCGACUACAUGAAGACGCACAUAUUCGACCCUUUGGGUAUGACGAGCACAACCUUUCACCCUGACAAGGAUCUGAGCAUUCAGGGAAGAUUGGUCGAGACGAGCACACGAAUUUCCGAUGGUACUCUUGUGCCCAUGAAAGGGCCAUACCCUGGGGUUACGACUGAUGACAGCGGAGCGAUGGGUCUGGUGUCCACCGUCCCCGACAUUGCAAAGCUGACGACUGAUCUCCUUCAACCAACCCCGAGACUGCUUCAAUCCAAGUCUGUCGACGAACUAUUCUCGCCUCAGUUCGGCCCUGAUACUCCAGCCGCAGGAAUGCUGGCAUAUGGAGCAAUGAUGUACGGUCGACUUACCGGAGAGCCGUACGACGCUGAGAAAGUCGGCCAAGCUCCAGGUGCGUACUUCAUCAAGAAGGACUCCGCAAUCCUACCUGGAGGGACGCUGGUGAUGACUGGCAUCCCGAAUCUUGUUUGGUUUGUCAACCGCGACAGGGGCGUAGGUGGCCUCUAUGCUAGCGCCAUCAUGCCGCCUGAUGACGCUAAGAGCUCCGAGUUGAUUGCUGCUUUUCUGAAGGAGGUUUUCCACAAGCAAUGA
Molecule: messenger RNA, 1086 nt
Organism: Colletotrichum karsti
Lineage: Eukaryota; Fungi; Ascomycota; Sordariomycetes; Glomerellales; Glomerellaceae
Product: beta-lactamase family protein
Exons: 2
Source: RefSeq, a predicted model, not a curated record